Molecule: messenger RNA, 7189 nt
Organism: Struthio camelus australis
Lineage: Eukaryota; Metazoa; Chordata; Aves; Struthioniformes; Struthionidae
Source: RefSeq, a predicted model, not a curated record
CUGCGUUCUGUAUUUACUGUAGAACAACAAAGGAUAUUACAGCGUUAUUAUGAAAAUGGAAUGACAAAUCAAAGUAAAAAUUGCUUUCAGCUCAUAUUACAGUGUGCACAAGAAACUAAACUGGACUUCAGUGUAGUCAGGGUGUGCAGCACAUGGUAUCCAGAGUGGUACAGAAAACAGUUUCAUCAUAUCUAUAUAUGCAGUCAUACGUGGGUUGGCAAUAAAAGAAGGAAGAUGAGCAGCAAGAAUGCUGUAGAGUCUGGAGGCACUCCUCCAGGGACUGUCCCUACUACACCCUCAGUACCUCCAGAAGCAGCAGUUAGAAAUGUGGUAAAUAUUGCUCGAUCCCAAAGUCAGCAGUCUUCUUGGACCUCUUCUAAUAACGAUGUAAUAGUUACUGGUAUAUACGGUCCUGCUAGUUCAUCUAGUAGGCAAGGAUCCACCAAACAGACAAAUACUUCAGUGGCAGAAAUACAUAAAAACUCUAUUUCAAGACUGCCAGGAAAAAGUGAUACAGAAUUUCAGCAGCAGCAUAUCCCUAUAGGACGACAAGUACCACACUGUAAAAACGCUUCCCUAUUAGUAGGGGAAAAGACUAUUAUUUUAUCUAGGCAAACAAGCGUACUGAAUUCUGCGAACUCCAUAUAUAGUCACACUAAAAAAAGUUAUGGUGGCUCAUCAGUCCAGACUGCAGAGUUGGUGUUACCUCAAAAGCCAAUGAUAUGCCACAGACCAUGUAAAGCUGAACCCGUGGGAUGUCAAAGGUUACAAAAAACAGAACAUGCAGCUCUUGCAUCACAUGUGCCCCUUGCACAAAGGGCUAAUACUAGGGAUCCUUCUUGUAGCACCCAAAACCUGGAAAUUCGUGAGGUGUUUUCUCUGGCCGUGACAGAUCAACCGCAGAGAACUGUGGGAGGAAGUACAACACAGAAGCAUUGUUCAGUGGAAGGCAGCUGUCUAUCCAUUGCAAUGGAAACGGGAGAUGUUGAUGAUGAGUAUGCUAGAGAAGAAGAACUAGCAUCCAUGGGAGCACAAAUACAAAGCUAUUCAAGAUACUGUGAAAGUAACAGUUCUGUUCGAGCAGAGAACCAAAGUGCAGCUUUGUCUGGGCCGGGAAGAAAUGUGAGUUGUAGUUCACACAUGGUGAAUGCCAGGGACGUGCCUGACAAUAUGUUGUAUCAUAACAGAGACUACCACUUGCCUGCACGGACCUCAUUACAUACAGCAUCCAGUACGUUAUAUAACAGUGCUAAUCCAUCAAGAAGUACUUUUUCUCCUCAUUUUACAUCUUCAAGUCAACUGAGGCUGUCACAAAACCAAAAUAAUUACCAGAUUUCAGGAAACCUUACUGUGCCUUGGAUUACAGGUUGCUCCAGAAAAAGAGCAUUACAGGACCGCACACAGUUUAGUGACCGAGACUUAGCUACCCUAAAGAAAUACUGGGACAAUGGCAUGACCAGCCUGGGCUCAGUCUGCAGAGAGAAAAUUGAAGCUGUCGCUGCAGAAUUAAAUGUUGACUGUGAAAUAGUGCGGACGUGGAUUGGGAAUCGAAGACGGAAAUAUCGUUUAAUGGGGAUUGAGGUCCCACCCCCUAGAGGAGGUCCUGCUGAUUUCUCUGAUCAAUCUGAAUUUGUUUCUAAAUCAGCACUUAAUCCAGGAGAGGAAACUGCUACUGAAGUGGGGGAUGAUAAUGAUAGGAAUGAUGAAGUAUCAAUCUGCUUAUCUGAAGGAAGCUCACAAGAAGAGACAAGUGAUACUCUUCAAAAUGAAGAAAUCGGUCACAAAGAUGAUGACCAGAAUCCAGUAUCUACUGAUAAUGUGAAAAUAGAAAUUAUAGAUGAUGAAGAAAGUGAUAUGAUAAGUAAUUCUGAAGUGGAUCAAAUGAGUUCCCUCUUGGAUUAUAAGAAUGAAGAAGUCAGAUUCAUUGAAAAUGAGUUGGAGAAUCACAAACAGAAGUAUUUUGAACUACAGACAUUUACUCGGAGUUUGAUACUUGCUAUUAAAUCAGAUGAUAAAGAACAGCAGCAGGCACUGCUGUCAGACUUACCUCCUGAAUUAGAAGAAAUGGAUUUCAAUCAUGCAUCCCCAGAGCCUGAUGAUACCUCAUUCAGUUUGUCGUCUUUAUCGGAGAAAAAUGCCUCAGACAGUUUGUGAUUUUUAUUGACAAGGAAAAAAAAGACUGCCUAACAUGUAGGUUUUGAGAACAGCUUUUUGUUAUCCAGUGUUCUUCAGUCAAAAAACAAAAAAAGCCCAAGGUGAAGCAGACCUUGCUGAAGGAUGACUGUCAUAUGUAAUGGCUGCAGUUUGCAAUGACAAAAAUUUGGAAUGUUGGUUGUGGUAAAUGAAAGAACUGUGUGAGGAAAGGUUUCAUUUUUAGCAGGAUAACUUCUGACUUUCCAGAAUAACUCUUGCUCUGUAGCGCAGUCUUUUUGAGCAGCGGUCUAAGAAUGGAAAACACAUGUCCUGUUAUACACCUAGGUAAUUUUUCUGAGUUGCUUGCUAUAUGAAACUCACUGGUCCUGUUUAUUGUAGAUUCACCCUCCUCAGUUCUCGCUCAGGUAGGUGGACUAAAAAUUGGGAAUCCAGAUAGGAAAAUGGGCUUUUUAUGAAUUGUCCUUGAACCCCUUUGGAAAUCUGAAAUUAAACUAAAGUGCUUUUCCUUAUGUAACUGCAAAUUGUUGAAUCUUCUGUUUUCUGACCAAAAUAAGUGAAAAAACUUUGAAAGGCUAACCAAAUAAUUUGAAUUAUCAUCAAUAAAUUAUUAAUAUACAGAGACAUCAUUAAGUUUUGUACCAAAUUAGAUUCAUACUGUAAGCUCGAUAGCUGCAGAGCGUGACUUUCUGAUAUUUUCACCAUAGCAAUGGGAUUACAUAUGUUUACGCUACUAUUUAGAGUUUUAUGAAUGUAGUUACAGUUUUUAUUUGUCAAAGUCUGAAUGCUAAAGUUCUGUUCAGUAAGUUUUAAGUAUCAGUUAAGUAUUUUUCCAUAAACUUUUCUCCAGUUUUAGCAAUACAGUGUCAUAAAGCCACAGCUGUCAUUGUAUCCCGAAGUGUUUUAGGGUGUUUCAAAUUGAGCUUUGAAAAAUCUUCCAAAUGUGACCUGUUUUGGAAGCAGCUCCAUCUGACAAAUUUUUUUGGCGAAAACUGUAAUACAAUUGUCAUUUUUGAACUGUGAGCUUAAUUGCAGCCAGGGGCUGAAAUGAAUUUAUUCUUUCCCAGCUGUUGUUCACAUUGAAUCCCCUUACUCAUCUGAAUAAAUAGAUAUGCAGGCACAUUCAGAUAAAUUUAGUAGGGCAUGUAGGUGUAUGCCCAUAUUAUUAAUGCUUUAUAACUUCUAAUCUGAAUAUUCCUCAGCAAGCAUUUUUGCAACAGAUACUCUUGGAAUCUUGUAUUAAGCCUGAUCUUUCCAUUUUAUAUCAAGUAAUAAUUUACUCUGGUGAAUUGUUAUUCAUGUAGUACAGUAAGUAAUCCCAUUAAUUUCAGUGGGACUAUUCUGAGUCUAUUUGAACAAAAAGAUCCUUUUUAAAAAAAAAAAAAAAAAAAAAAAAGGAAGUCCAGGGUGUAGCUGAGAAAGUUCAGUGUGUUAGGAGGGGGGAACCCAAAAAUCAAAGAAAAAAAAAAGUACUUUAAUAGUGAUCUGAUGUUCACUAAUGACUUUAUUUCACUCUUUCUGUUCUGUCCCUCCCUAAUUGCUUUUGCAAUUCUUUCUUUUUUAUUAUUUAUAGUGAGCUUUUUCUUUCUUUUUUUUUCCCCCUGUGUUUCUGUGUUGUCCUUGGGCAUGGGGAGCUUUUAACAACAUUGUUAAAUGUCGGCUGCACAAAGGAUAGUAAUGAUUUUAAAAGCUGUAUUAAAAAUAAUUUUUUUUCCACUGUUCCUAAUUACUGCACAAUUCAGUUAAUUUGUAGUCUGCAAAAAGUCUUCCCACGUAUUCUACAGAGUAGCCCUACAGAAAACAAACUGUUGGGGCUGUGUUAUGAGGCUAGGGCAUUAAAACUCAAAAUAGAAUCUGAAGAGAUAGAAACAGCACUUUGUGUAACCAGUAUGUAAGUGGUUCCUCAUCUCUCAAUACCUUAGCUGUAAUGUCACAUUCUGACUGGCAGACGCAUCCUUAUUCAGAGGGAGAGCAGUAUUUUACAUGCCUGUUGAAAUGACCGCCAAUCUAAAAUUACUUAAGGUUUGUGAGCAAAGAUCACAGUACUAUCCCUCCAAUGUAAGCUAGAGCUCAACUGCAACUCUGCACCGUCUCUGAAAAAAUCAUUGCUGAAAUUUAAAAAAAAAAAAAAGUACUGUGACUUCCUACUAUUCAGAUCCUAUUUUCCUGUUGCUUCCACUUAAAUUUUUGUGACAAAAGGCAAGGUACUCUUAAUAGAGAGCUCUUGAUUUCAUGGUCAGUUAAGUUGCUGCAAUUCUCACCUUUUUACAAGAGAAUUGUCAUUGUUGAUGAUAAUUCAUUUUUUGUUCUGUCUUGCUUUUACUUGAUAUACAAACAAAUUGAAUGGAUUCACUUUGAAUGAACCACCAUGAGAUUUAAACAACUAUAUAAGAGUCCCUUUGCUCAAGGAAGCUGGAAUCCUCCAUAUGAAUUGCAGCUUGAGCAUGUUUUUCUUUGGUCCUUUUCUCAUGGUAGGGUUACAAGACAAAACACAUAGUAAAGUAGUCAUGUCUGCAUACCCUGAAACAUUUGAUAAUACUACAGAAUAUUCAGGAACAAAGAGUAUAAAUUACGCUCCUAUAUAACAAAAUGCUGUAUCAGAUAAUACUAUACAGUUGUUCUGUGUUUUUAUUCUUAAUUUUAGAAUAUACUUCCUGUCAUACGUAAAACAAAAAAAAAACUUGAUUCAUUACCAUUGCUCGCUAUUUAAAAUGUUGCAGCAACAACAGUUUUCCAGUACAGAGGCUGAAAAGCAGCACACUUGCUUAUAGACUGUGUAUCAUAACAGCAGUUAAGCAUCCUGAAGUUGUGAAAAUACAUAUCUAAAUAUUGCACUUCAGACUAGCACCACACAUGUAGCUCAUGGCUUUGUAAUUUAAGGCUUUUUUGGUUUGUUUGUUUCCCAACAGACAACUAAAUAUGCUAAUCAAGUUUGCAGUUUCCAUCCAAAUCCAUGUAACUCGUAUCGGUUUAACUGGACCUUAGGACAAUAUGAGAGCAUUUGGUUUUGUUGCCAUAUUUCUUUAAAAUUGUGUCACAGUAACUAUACUGAGACUCACCGAAUUCUAAUAAGCAUCACCAGGAUACUAAUUUCCAGAUGAAAUUCUGAAAGUUCUCCAGAUGAUGGAAGGUGACAGUGGUGGCUAUCAUGGUAUUUGACAUAUUUAGGGUUUUGGUCUAUGAUUAUUUCCUCUGUUCACAGGAGGAUUUAAAAAAAAAAAGCACCCAUCAAAUGCUAAUUCAUCAUUUGCAUAGACUUUCCAUGACAGAUAAGGUUAAUACUGUGCUGUGUUACCAUGAAAGAAAUAAGGCUCCUUGCUAUUUCACUAUUUUGGAUCAGUAAUUUAAAUAACCGCUACAGCAGAAGUGCCAGGUAUUGACACUUUUAUCAUCUUUCUGCUAAGACUCUGACUUGCUUUGUCCAUGAAGGAUGACUUCCCAGGCGCUGUUUAUUCCUAAUGCGUCUAUUGGAAUAUGAAUGAUUAAGUAUGUCUUUCUGAAGACACCAAAGCGGAAAAAAGUAGUUCAGAACAGACACUUUAAAACAGAAAGAGGAUGCUCUCUCCCCUUUGGGAGCAAUGAAACUCUUUGAUGCUAGCAAGCUUGCUGAUACUUAAGAAAGCUGUUUCCUGAAGCUAUGCCUCUCUUCAUUUUCCUGCAGAUGAUACUUGUGUCAAGCCUGUAGCUCUAACAGGAGUGAGUAAUAGUAAAUAUUCUAAUAGGUAAAUUUUGGCAGAUUUGAUUUUUAAAAGUACGUGAAGAACAGAUGCGCUAUACAAGUGUCAGUUUUCUUGAGUACUUGGCUCUCAGAGCAGCACCGCACUUUAAUCUUUCUAAGCAUGUUUUUCACUAAGGCAAUAAAAAUUCUCAAAAUGACAAGCAGAUCCUGGGCUUUGCAGUCCUCUGAGCAAAAAAGGAAUGUAUUAGCUUAUAUUUUUAUCUUAAAUUGGGAAGCAGCUCAUCAAGUCUGUUCACCAAGUGGAGACAGUGAUAUCUACUGUUGUGGUUUUACAGUUGGAAUGAAUGACAGAACAAACCAACAGUAUCAUGAACAUCUUUGUUGUGGAAAUCACUGCUUAAAAUUGAUCAACUAUCUAAUUUUGGAUCUCUAUUGCACUACUGUAUUAAUAACAUUAAAAAGAAAACAUUGAACAGCACUAACUUUUCUAUAGGUACUUAGUUAUAGCUGACUGUUGGUCUCAGGAUAUUGAUAAAAUAAGGAAACAAAAUAAUGUGCGUAAAUGGAAUGCUAAACAGAAUAUCUGAAACAUGAAUUAAUAACUUGUAAUGUUACAACCAAAAGUUUAAUUUACUACCUCCAGUCCUACUGCCCAGAUCCUUCAGGUCAGCCACUGGAGUAUGAGGCUGCUUUACACGUAAUAGGGACUGGCAGAUCUCCAAUAUUCAACUUCCGUUUCAAGACUGUGCUUUUUCUGCACAAAAUCUUAGUAACAAUUAGUAAGUUGAUCAGUUGUGGGAUGCCUGAUCAAUGGUUUGUGAGAAAACUCUAGCUAGUUUUAGGGGAAAAAAUGAAGCUGUUUUAUGGUGUUUGACUUGUCUGCCCAAUCCAUAUUUCAGCACAGUGGUCAAAUGUUAAAUCUUAAGUUAUGAGCCAAAAAAAAAAAAAAAAUAGUGAUACUAUAAAAUUGGUUCUUUCCAUGGCAGGCAGAAUAGGGUUUUAUUCUGACUAAAAAGUAUUUUUCUCUGUAAGCCAGCAGCUGGCAUUUUGCUCAGAAGACAACAAAAAGAGAAGAAACUUUGGCAUGUGGUGGUGGUUGUUGUUUUUAAACAAAUAAGCCAUCAUCUUCAAGACAGAUUCUUAAGAAUGUUCCUGUGAAGAAAAUGGUUUCAGGUCAGUGCUUUGGCUAUAGUGAGCAUUAUACUGUAUUACUGAACUAAGUGAAUAAUUCUUUUCAAAUUCUGUAUUAAACUUUACACACACUACCUCUGAAACGUAACACCACCUUUAAAACCACACAAAAAUGUGAACUUUAACAUUUUUUACUGUUUUUAUAGGCAAUAAAUUAUUUCCAAUACA